This is a messenger RNA of Jaculus jaculus (lesser Egyptian jerboa), 970 nucleotides long. RefSeq names its product phosphatidylinositol glycan anchor biosynthesis class H (gene Pigh). The transcript is spliced from 4 exons. NCBI's taxonomy places the organism in Eukaryota, Metazoa, Chordata, Mammalia, Rodentia, Dipodidae. The record is from RefSeq and is a predicted model, not a curated record. Bases 8 to 580 code for a protein of 190 amino acids. Gene Ontology annotation, biological process: GPI anchor biosynthetic process. Gene Ontology annotation, cellular component: glycosylphosphatidylinositol-N-acetylglucosaminyltransferase (GPI-GnT) complex.
AGGGACCAUGGAGGACGCGGAGGACGAGCGCAGCUUCUCCGACAUCCGCGGCGGCCGCCUGUCGCUGCGGUGCCGCGACUACUCCCCGUACUGCCGCGAGUUCGGCCUCAGCUCGGCUCGGCUGUCGCUGCGCACGCUCACCGCCGUCACGUGCGCCGUGUGGCUGACGGCCUACGGGCUCUUCACCCUGUGCGAGAACAGUAUGGUCCUUUCUUCUGCCAUCUUUAUCACUCUCUUAGGCCUGCUUGGUUACCUCCAUUUUGUGAAGAUUGACCAGGAGACUCUCUUAAUCAUUGAUUCACUUGGCAUCCAGAUGACUUCAUCCUAUGCUUCAGGCAAAGAAAGUACUACCUUCAUAGAGAUGGACAAGGUCAAGGAUGUUAUCAUUAAUGAGGCUAUUUACAUGCAGAAGGUGAUUUACUACCUCUGUAUCUUAUUGAAGGAUCCAAUGGAACCACAUGAGGUAUCCCAAGUUGUACCUGUUUUCCAGAGUGCCAAGCCUCGGUUGGACUGCUUGAUUGAAGUGUACAGGAGCUGCCAGGAGAUUCUGGCACACCAGAAAGCCACACCAAGUCCAUGAGUGUCAGCCUCCAAAGACCAGUAUUAUCUUCCGUGGGAGAUAAUUCCUAAGUCACAGUGGUGGCUUGUUCUCUGCACUGUAAACCAUCAGGGGGACAACCCUAGGAGCCAAGAUGGAUGCAGUAGAUCUCAGAGCCGUAGAACAGGUGACUGAGGUUUGACUCAGUAUUUCAGUAUAUUACAGUGUUCCUCUUGGAAGGUUUUACUACAUUGCUGGCCAAGGGGAGACUUCAAACAAUUGCGGCAUAUCAAAAAAGUAAUGUUGAGGGGCUAUAGAGAUGGUUUAGUGGUUAAAGUACUUGCCCAAGAAGCCUAAGGACCCUGGUUGAAUUCCCCAGUACUCACACAAGCCAGAUGUGCAAGGUGGCACAUGCAUCUGGAGUUUGUAGUG